This is a messenger RNA of Diversispora eburnea, 954 nucleotides long. NCBI's taxonomy places the organism in Eukaryota, Fungi, Glomeromycota, Glomeromycetes, Diversisporales, Diversisporaceae. The record is from the annotation of a GenBank genome assembly.
AUGCCACCGUCAAAUGAUAAUGGAUCAGAGAAUUUAAAGCAAUAUUGUGAAACUGGAAUGACUUUUAUUGAAAUUAAUAAUGAUAGAGAAGAAAUAAUAGGAGAAACAAUAGAAGGAGAAACAAUAGAAGGAGAAACAAUAGAAUAUACAAGAGAAGAAGAAACAAGAAACACAUUAAAUAAAUUGGGAUCAUUAAAAGCAUUGAUACAAUUGAUAUGUUUAUUCAUGUUGUCGGUUGUUAUAGUUUACUCAAUGUUACAAAUUAAUUUACCACCAUUUGAUGAUAAUCAAAAACAAAAACUUCGAUUACCAAAAUGUAUUGAAGAUCUUCAAGAAUUAAACAAAAUUUUGAGUGAAUACAUGGAUCAAUAUUAUUUUAACGUGAUGACUACUUAUUCUGUUGUCUACGUUUUUAUGUGGUUAUCAAUAUUAGGUGGAGCAUUAUUCGGAUUACCAAUAUCUUUAUUGAUUAUUUGCGGGUGUUCGGCUAUUGGGUCCUCGAAUUGUUAUCUCCUUUCUAAAACUUUUGGAAAAUCUUUGGUUCAUAGUAACUUCUCCACAAAACUUUCUACCUGGUCUUCACAACUUCAUGCUCAUUCUCGUCAUCUUUUAAAUUAUAUGAUCAUCCUCCGUUUAAUGCCUUUCCCUCCAAACUGGUUUGCCAACAUUGCUGCUCCACAUGUUGGCGUCCCAUUUUCCAUUUUCUUUGUCGGAACCUUUUUGGGUGUAGCCGGUCCAAGUUUAAUACAUGUACAAGCUGGAUUAACUAUAAAUAAUUUGACAAGUUCUGAUGAAUUUCAAAUUUUUAGUUGGACAAAUGUGGGUGCUUUAGUAUUAAUUGGUGUAGCAGUAUUAAUACCUGUAUUGAUCAAAAGACGAAAGGCAAAUUUUAGUAAUCAAGGAACAUACGGAACCUUUUCGAAUUUUAGAACUGAAGUAUCACAAACUGAAUAA